GCAUUCAAACAGCUACCUAGCUAAUCAUAUCGCAACACCAACAACAAUAUCCAUCUACAAACUUGAAACGAGUUGCGCCAUCAGUCGAGACAUAUUGUCCGACGAGAAGUAAUCACAAAAUUGAGCGCCAAAGGAUAAAUAUAGGGAAGGCUGAGCGAAAGUCAAGAAAGCAACGGUCAAGGAGCAGAUAAUCGGAAUUGCAAGAUAACAAUGUCGGAAGAACGUCUUUGGAAAUUCAGAAAGCCGGAAUGGAUGAACAGUGCCACGGCGAAGGGUGCUGGUGUAUAUGCUGCGGGGGCUUUGUUCUCUCUCUCAUUCUUCAUCCUUCUCGAUGCGGCUCUUUGGUCCAAGUCUGCCCUCAAUGGGUCUGACCCCCCAAUUCAUAUCACAUUUAUCGAUUGGCUCCCACUCAUCUUCUCUUCUCUCGGCAUGCUCAUUAUCAACUCCAUCGAAAAGUCCCGACUCUCCGCGGACUCCUUCUCUUACAGCGGAAGUGGUGUCGCUUGGAAAGCAAGAGUAGUUUUGUUCUUAGGGUUUGCUAGUUUGGCUGGAGGAUUGGCUGGAGGUAUUACGGUGUUGGUCUUGAAGUAUGUGGUGCCUGGUGCACAAUGGCCCACUUUGGGAAUGGGCGUUGCAAAUGUAGGAGCAAAUGCUGGGGUUAUGUUGAGUUCGGUGGUCCUUUGGAUCUCGCAAAACAUCGAGGACGAGUACUCCUAUAAUCUCGCUCUUUAGGGCAACCCAUCAUGUGCGAUGGUUUUGGCAUUGAUUGAUGAGAUGUGUAAGGUUAGGAAAUGCGGAACAUGAUGGUAUGUGGGUAUGAAGAAUGAACGGACAAGGAAGGGGCAUGAUGAAGAAUGAUCAAAUGCCUUUAGAGCAUUACUUGUAGUUUAAGGGGAAUGGGAAUCUGUUAGCGAUAUAAUCUUGAAUCUCUAUCUGGUGUUUGUG
Botrytis porri is the source of this 945-nucleotide messenger RNA. RefSeq lists its product as uncharacterized. The transcript has 3 exons. The record is from RefSeq and is a predicted model, not a curated record. Gene Ontology annotation, cellular component: Vps55/Vps68 complex; fungal-type vacuole membrane. The coding region runs from base 211 to 732 and encodes 173 amino acids. NCBI's taxonomy places the organism in Eukaryota, Fungi, Ascomycota, Leotiomycetes, Helotiales, Sclerotiniaceae. Gene Ontology annotation, biological process: late endosome to vacuole transport via multivesicular body sorting pathway; protein targeting to vacuole.